AUGAAGACCUCUAUUUUUCAUUCAAUCAUCUUCGUUUCCAUGUUCCAGGGGGCACUGCUCUCCCCCGUGGAAACGACUGACGCCAUUUCUACUCUUCCGCCAAGAGAGCUCUCCGUUACUUCAGGAGAAAAACUCGAAAGCCGAGAGUGGAUUGUGGACUGCAACCAACUCAUUGACCAAGUUAUUAAAUUGACGGACCAAUAUCCCGAUUACAAAUCGAAGGUCGUUGCUGUGAGCAAAACGGGCACAUGGGGUUUAUUUGCCUUCUCCGUAUGCAAAGCAUUCAGGGUUGGCGCCGUAGACUGUACAUACGGCGGUAUGUCUGUGACAGUCGGCCUUCUUGCGGCUUUCCAGCAUGGUUUUUUUGACGCUCAAAAUGUUGGAGCCGUGCCUGCUGAGCCUGCUGGUCCACCCGUCGAACAGGACCCCGGACGGCCAUCGAAAAAUCGUCGAAGCUUAGACGCGCAGAUCAAUUCACUUACUACGCGUAUGGCAGAAGACUUGCAUGACAGUGGGUUCAAUUUCGAAUCCAUUGAAAAUGUACCCAACUUGUCAGGACGUGACGAAAAUGGUCUGAUGCAUCGCUCGGUCGAGAUCCGUGGUGUGCAUGAGCCUGAUCAAGACGAGAAAUUCGACUAUGUCAUCAAUUCACGAAGUGAUGGCACCGGUGAUAUCAAAAUCAUACCCAAUUCAACCUCAUCGAGGCUGGGCCGUCGAACCUCCGAUACCCCUUUUUUCAAAGUCACGUACAUGGUUGAAAAUCGGAAAGGCACUCUAGUUCCGGCUGGCUACAAGCAGCACGUAAAUGCUAUCGUCGCUGACUGGGAACAGCGCGUAGACCGAGACCAUGGGAUAAUUGACUAUGUCGGUCAAUUUACAUCGAACAUGGGAACGCUUUCGUACCGUAUUGCCCCUCAUGACAAGGGAUACGAUGAGCGCACCUACGAGGAUGUCGCGCAUUGUCAGGGGGUCUAA
Annulohypoxylon maeteangense is the source of this 975-nucleotide messenger RNA. RefSeq lists its product as uncharacterized. Lineage: Eukaryota; Fungi; Ascomycota; Sordariomycetes; Xylariales; Hypoxylaceae. Bases 1 to 975 code for a protein of 324 amino acids. The record is from RefSeq and is a predicted model, not a curated record. The transcript has a single exon.